GGUUGUCGCCAGCGCCGUCCACCUGCUGACGACCGGUUGUGCUCCUCCUGUUUUUCCUCAUCUUCUGGCACCUGGAGCCUCGUCUGUUCCUCGAGAUGGGCUGCUUCGACGUCUGAGCUGCUGCGGCGUCUUACGUUCCCGAAGAGGCUCCGAGAGAAAGAUGAAGAGAGUCAUUCUUUUCGUGAACGGCACCGUCGUCAAUGGCAAGGUUUUUAUGGUGACAUAUUCCUUGGAUGAAUUAAUGAAAGAAGCCAGCAUGAAAUUCAACAUUAAAGCGCAACGACUCUUUACACCGCAAGGUGGAGAAAUAGAUGACGUUAGCUUGAUUAGAGACGAUGAUGUUUUGUAUGUGUCCAGUGGUGAAGACUUUGCUUGGAGUAGUAGAGAUUUGCAUAACCACUGUAAAAACUCAGACUGGGUAACUCUGAACGUCGGAGGCAAAUGUUUUUCAACUACUAGAAGUACGCUGAUGAACAAGGAGCCUAUGAGUAUGUUGGCCAGGAUGUUUACUGGAAAUGAACAGAAUGAGUGGAGAAUUUUACCUAGUAAAAAAGAUCCAAAUGGAGCCUACAUGAUUGACAGAAGUCCUACAUAUUUUGAACCUUUGUUAAAUUAUUUAAGACAUGGACAGUUGAUAAUAGAUCCAGUAUUAAAUCCUUCAGGCGUCUUGGAGGAAGCUCGAUUUUAUGGUAUUGAAGGAGCUGUCAGUGUUUUAGAGGAAAUGGCCAAGGAAGAGGAGAAGAAGGAAAAGGACACCAUGUCACUUACCAGAAAAGACGUUUUGAAAGCUAUUAUGUCGACACCUACUAACUCUGAACUGCGCCUUCAAGGAGUGAAUAUAGCCGGAUCUGAUCUUUCACGAUUAGAUUUGAGAAACAUCAACUUUAAGUACGCAAACCUGCGCGGCUGCAACAUGUCGGGGGCCAACCUGACGCACUGCUGCCUGGAACGAGCUGACCUGUCCCAUGCGAACCUCGAGGGCGCGCAGCUCGUCUGCGUGAAGAUGGUCUGCGCGAAUCUCGAGGCGGCAAACCUGCGCUCAUGCAACUUCGAGGAUCCGGGCGGGUUACCGUCCAACAUGGAGGGUGUCAACCUCAAGGGGGCUAACCUCGAGGGUAGCAACAUGGCUGCGGUCAACUUGAGGGUGGCCACGCUCAAGCACGCCAUACUAAGGAACUGCGAUCUCAGGUCGGCUGUGCUCGCGGGGGCUGAUCUUGAGUGUUGCGACUUGUCGGGCUCGGAUCUACACGAGGCGAAUCUGCGCGGAGCGAACCUCAAGGAUGCAGCGUUCGAACUGAUGCUCACGCCGCUACACAUGUCCCAGACGAUCCGGUGAUGAGGAACGAGCCACACAAUAGCACACGUAUAAGCUCCGCAAGCUCCUGACUCGCUUAUACUCUCGCUCGCUUUCGAGGAUGGAGGAAAGUGAGAGAGAAUUUAUUGUAUGCGGAGACCAUGAGAUGCUGCGAGAAAGAGAGAGCUUUCACCUUUUCUGUGAGCGUUUGCCUUUUUCGGUCGUAUUGAUCUUUCGGUUUUUUUCGAGAAAGAGGAGCUGCACCGGGAAUCAUCGCGCUGGAUUCGAAAGAUUUCAGUAGCCGACUGGAUUAUUUUUUUAAAGAGAAUGUUUAAAUUCAAUUUUAAAAUUCAAUUACGUCGUUACUUAUCAAAUGCUACAGUAACCGAGGCCAGUCGUUCUGGCCGCAUAGAGAUCGAAAAUGUAAAUUUCAAAUUAUCGCAUCGAAUAAGGCGUCCCUAGAUCAAUUACUAUUUGUUUCUCUUCGCUUCUCAUUUACACGUAAAUUUUUACACAAGCAGCCCUUUCGUAUUCAGCAGGCUUGUUCUCGGCGCUAAAAAUCGAAGAAUAAACUCGGACAAGAGAAUUCUUGCUCGAACGUCGCGAUUCUUCGAGUCGACUGAUUCAAUGAACUGAGGUAAUCUACUGCCGCUUGUUCGUGACUAUUUGUAAACUCUUGACACUCUAGUAGAUUGCAGUGCGAUUUCGUUGUGAGAUAUUUUGCCUUAUAUACGCACAUACAAGCAAAUAACGUUUGGUUGUGAUAAUAGCCGCAUUAUAAGUAUGUAAUGUUUUAGUCAUUGGAGAUAUGUUCAGCAAUUUUAUAUACCAGAUCGUGUAAAGCAGUUUAUAUGAUAUUCUAUGUUUUUGGAGUCGAUGAGUUAAGUUGGCACUUAGUAUUUUCGACCUGUUGUGAAUGACAAUUUUCACGCGAAAGGACUUUAUUUGCUCUACUGCCUAACGAUCCAGAUUUAAUGCAAUUAUAGUUAGUUAAUGUAGUUACUGAAGUUACUGAUUACAUAAUCGAAUUUCAUGCGUCAAUUACGUUUAUAAAAGCGUUACACUAGUUUAGUUUAUCAUCAUCGGAUAAUUAAAUAAAUGGAUUGCAUUUAUUUACACGAGGUCGCAAUUUGAUUGAAUGCCUGAAUGAUAUACAGUGGAUGACUAAUUUCUAUUUUAAUGCGUGACCACAAUCGUCUUCAUUGCUAAAUUUUUAUUCGAUAUUCGAAGUAGUUUUACUUUUACAUAGAAUAAGUUAAUUUGUAAUUAAAAAUACAGAUUAUUAUUAUAGAUAAAAUGCAAUGAAGCUGUGAACAAUAUUCGUGCAUACGUAUAGUUGACAUUUUUAUAUAAGUAUGCUAUUAUAAACGGAACUUUUGUGCCGACAUUAGUUUUUACAUUAUAAUGAAGAUGUAUAAUUUUAUACGACAGUAGUUUUAAAGAAAUUCCUGCCUCUGUGACAAACUAUAAGUAGAGUUAUUUUCAAGUUCGCGCGAUCGAAGCACUUGAAUUUAAAUUAUGUAUACGAGUAUCAAUAUUUUCGUAACUUAAGUGAUGAAACUUAGUUUUCUUGUAAAGGAUUUACUGUGAACAAAAUAGCCUGAUAAUAUGGUCUCAACGAUCUUUACUAUGUAAUAAUAAGACAUUAUAUACAACAACAAUGUAGCUCUUAUCCAUUGCCACAAUAAAUCAUCGCCGCAGGGCGUAAACCUCA
Molecule: messenger RNA, 3008 nt
Organism: Nasonia vitripennis (jewel wasp)
Lineage: Eukaryota; Metazoa; Arthropoda; Insecta; Hymenoptera; Pteromalidae
Product: BTB/POZ domain-containing protein KCTD9
Exons: 7
Coding region: 161-1336 (391 amino acids)
Biological process (GO): protein homooligomerization; intracellular signal transduction
Molecular function (GO): protein binding
Source: RefSeq, a predicted model, not a curated record